AUGAAGAACAUAUAUGGAAAAGUGGUUGUUCUAGGUUCACAAGGUAAAUUUCACAAAAAGAAUAAAUUAAUCUUAUUACAUUUUUAAUUUAUUUAUUUUUUCCAUUUGAUAUUCAUGUUGAAUGUACGCUUAUUCUAUGUACGUAAAACAUCGUAACGUAUAUUCUGUAUUGUAAUUUCAGUAAAAGAUUUGUAGGUUAUCUCAUUGUUUCCUUACUAUGUACUUUUUAACUGCAUAUUUGUUAUGUAUUUGUUACGUAUGUUUUAACUACAUAAUAACACUUGAUUUCUAUUAAUAAUUUUCCAGGUGUCGGUAAGACAAGCAUAAUCAAGCGUUACAUCGAGAAAAAGUACAACGAACAUUUAAAUCCUACGAUUGGAGCAUUAUUUUUCUCUUGCAAAUUAGACAUGGAAGAUGCAAGAGUAAUGUUAAUGAUUUGGGACACAGCAGGACAAGAAAGGUUCAGAUCAAUGGCACCAAUGUAUUAUCGAAAAGCUAAUGCAGCUAUGUUGGUGUUUGAUUUAACUCAGUACAGUACGUUUGCAGCAAUGAAACGAUGGGUGGAGGAACUUCAAAAAAAUGUGGAAGACCCUAUGGUAUUGGCAGUAAUUGGAAACAAAUUGGACUUGAUGGAAAAAAGGCAAGUUGACGCUGAGGAGGGUAGAGUUUAUGCUACGAAAAUUGGCGCAAGCUAUCACGAAACGUCGGUUCUUCAAAGCGACGGGAUAGAAAAUCUCUUCUUAAGUAUUGGUACAGGCCUCCUUAAAUUAUCUUCGAGCAACGAUGAUCUGACAUCGCUAAGAUCGGUCGAGUCGAUAGAUUUAAAUUGGAGCAACAUAGAUCCGUUAUGUACACCGACAAUCGAAGAAAGUGGUGAAAACCUUAGUACCGCUCAUGGAACGCAAGAGAAAUCUUUCAAAUGUUGCUAA
Heterotrigona itama is the source of this 929-nucleotide messenger RNA. The record is from the annotation of a GenBank genome assembly. NCBI's taxonomy places the organism in Eukaryota, Metazoa, Arthropoda, Insecta, Hymenoptera, Apidae.